Messenger RNA from Nematocida parisii ERTm1, 207 nucleotides. RefSeq lists its product as uncharacterized. Lineage: Eukaryota; Fungi; Microsporidia. The record is from RefSeq and is a predicted model, not a curated record. Bases 1 to 207 code for a protein of 68 amino acids. The transcript has a single exon.
AUGGGAUUUAUACAAUCUACACAGUAUAAUAUUAGCGGGUUAAAAGCUUAUUCUUGUAGUGUUAAUAAAGCACUAAAUUUAUUUAUGCAUAGAAUGCACAAAAGAAACUUUAGAGCCUUUUCAAGUAAAAGUUGUUUAUGCGGUAUAUGUAUGCUAAAGUACAUAAAAAGUACAAUGUAUUUAUUCAAUGUAAUUGAAGUGUUUUAG